UUGCCUGCUCACUCGGAAUCGGAAAUUGUCGGAAAUCGCACUCAGAUUCCAGCUGUCAAAAGGAAGGUUUCCCUGACUGACGACGCGGGUCCUUAAAUUUUUAAAUUUUCCUUGGGUUAAUUGAUUUUCAUCUCGUCGGUGCUGCUCCCGUGCAAGUGGCGAGUGAGGCUGUGCCUUUCGGUGCUCGAGUGGUCAAUUAAAAACGAACAGGAACCGGGCAAUUAGUGCCCCAGUGAAGUGGCCGUUUCCCCGGGGCUGGACUGUGUCGAAUUGCGCUUGGUGAAGUGUUUCGUGUCCGUGAGUUGCAUAUGCCAGGCUUCCACAUCAAUGCUAUGGGAGAAAUGGUCCUGGACGCCGUUGACGACAUUUGCGUGGUGGACGUGUACGACCUGGCGUCCGACAUCGGCAAGGAAUGCGAGAAAAUCAUUGACCACUUUGGCCCCGACUCGGUGACCAGUUUGAUGCCGAAAGUGAUUAACGCCCUGGAGCUGCUCGAGGCGCUGGCCACCAAGAACGAACGCGAGAAUGCAACGGUGCAGGAGCUGAACGACAGGAUCAGCCAGUUGGAGAGCGAGAAGCUGGAGAAGGCGGAGUUCAGGAAGCGGUUCGAGAAGGAACUGGAAUCAAUAGAAGAACAAUGGCGAACAGAGACACGUGAAUUGGUUGAUCUAGUCAGUAGUCUUCAAGAAGAAAAUAAACGUAUUAUACAACAACAGCAGGAACUGCAAUCGCAAGCGUCAUCAGGUCUUGGUAACAGUUUAACAGACAGCGUGAUAAGUAUUACAAACUACGAACUUUCAAAUACAGUAUCGGACAGCCAAGUUUUACAACGACUGAAACAACAAAUCCACAAACAACGAGAUGAGAUUAAAACCAAAGAUCGUGAAUUACAAGAGAAAAUUGGGGAUGUUGAAAAUCUGAAUAUCCAAAUUGAAAGACUGAAGAAUUCAGGACGUGAAACACGUCGACGAAAUAAACUUUUACAAGUUCAAGUGCGCACCUUGUGCGAGGAGCGGGCUGACUUCUUAGCACAAUUGCAAGAUCAACAUCGGGAGAUCAAUGCACUGAAACGUCGAUUAGGUAUAGCUGAGAAAGAGAAUGAGGAUUUAGUGAAGUCAGGCGAUGAAUGUGAUCCUAACCGACCAAGAUACACUACAGUAGAACUUAAGGAGCUAAUGAUAGAGCGAGAUGAGCUUGUUACCAAAGUAAAUGAUUUGUCUGAAGAGUUGCGAGCAUUGAAACCAGUGGAUAAAACAGACGGUAUUGAUCCUGGAGAGGAAACACCACCUGAAGAUGAUCCCCCAGUUCAGGGACCCCUUCCACUUGAACCGGACGAUGCACCCUGGAAAAAAAGUUCAGAAUCCGGAAUCAGAAAAUUCUUUCGCAAAUUAUUUUCGGAGCCUGACUCAACAAGUUUUCCACGUCGAUCGCUAUCGACGCUUUCUAAAAUGGCUUUGUCUGCUGGCCAUCAUGGUGAUAUUUCCAUCUAAGCAUCCACUACCCAUUCAUGCACUGAAAAAUGUUUACAGUCAAAUCAUAAAUAGUCUCUAUAAUGGUAUUAUGCCAAAAUCGAAUACAACACCUGUUCCGAAGGUCCUUGUUGAUGAAUGUGGGAAUUCAAAUGUCUGGUUUUAAAAAAGUGUAGUCGUAAGAGAAUUUUUAUGUAUAUUUAAGAUUUAAGUGAUGAAAGGAAACAAACAAACAAUUCUAUGAGAUAUCCAAGUGGAGCAUAUUUUAAAGGAGAAACCAAUUAUAGUAUUUAAGUGCCAAAUUUCUACAAAGUAUGCAGGUACUAUAUUUUAAUUAGUAAUAUGAGAUUUCUUUACACUAUUUAUUUUAUAUACACACAAGAGAACAACUCUUCCACAUAUCAACUGACUAAAAUAUUCAUGAUUCCUACAUUCCUUCAGCGAUUUCUUUUGUAUUGCGUGGCCAGGCACAAGUUUUUAGUCUUAAAUUUUGUGAUAUUCCCCUGUCAGGACUCAGUUUCAUUUAUCGGAAUUUCAUCUCGCUUUUUAUCUUUCUUUCACGUGAUUUCAAACAUCAACACCAAUAUAUUAUCAAGAUUACGUAUUGUACGUGGAUACUGAAGUAAGUAGUGACUUUGUCUAAAUCCUCCUACAUUUUACUUUAAAACUAUCGCGAAAUAUUGAAGCGAAUGGAAAAAUUUAUUUAAAAUUGUUAGUUUAUUGCUUGUUGGCAAAUAUGAUAAAAGUAGUCACAAAAUAUUCGUGAUACAUAUCUGGAAACCACAUUUUAUAAUGGAUGAUUGCUUUCUGUAUUUAUUUUCAAUAGAAUUGAAGCUACAAUUUCUGCUUUUAUAAAACUUCGUCUUAUGUAUGAAUGUCACUUUUAGCUAUAUUUGUUUGGAAUAGUGUUGCAUUGGCCUACAGUCACUAUUAGAGACUUCCUUAGCUUGUGAAGGUCCACAACAUACUUCACAAGUUUUCCUUACUUGCGAAGUACGUUAUGGACUGUUGGAUUUGCUCCGAAAUAGAAUAACUUGAUUGGUCACUUAUUUUGUUGAUUUAGAAUGUGGUUUUCUGUGAAAUAUCACUUGCGUAGCUGUUUCGAACAAUUUAUUGUAGUCGUUGAUCGUGUUAUUGUAUUUAUAAAUGAAAGGUAUUAUAGUGCAAUUAAUCGAUUAUAUGUUGCAAAGGAAAAGAGAAUAAAAUGACAACUGAUAUGAAAAUUUAAA
This is a messenger RNA of Hermetia illucens (black soldier fly), 2698 nucleotides long. RefSeq names its product RILP-like protein homolog (gene Rilpl). The record is from RefSeq and is a predicted model, not a curated record. Bases 309 to 1490 code for a protein of 393 amino acids. The transcript is spliced from 5 exons. Lineage: Eukaryota; Metazoa; Arthropoda; Insecta; Diptera; Stratiomyidae.